AUGGGUAUUGUAGAGGAUGUGCUGGUCCAGGUGGACAAAUUUUACUACCCAAUGGAUUUUGUAGUUCUUGAUAUGCAGCAGCCAGCCUCUACUAUUUACCAAGCUCCCGUCAUCCUUGGAAGACCAUUUCUAGCUACAUCAAAUGCUUUGAUUAAUUGUAGAAGUGGAGUUCUGAAGCUUACUUUUGGGAACAUGGCACUUGAGUUGAACGUUUUCAAUGCUUGCAAGAUGCCAGCACAUUUUGAUGACACAAAUUCUUCUUUACCACUUGAAGUACAAUUUGCAGGCGCAAGAUGGAAACCCCAGUUUGAAACUCUACCACCACCAGACAUACUUAAAUCUUCAGAGGAAGAAGUUCCCCAAUUGGAACUAAAACCACUUCCUCAAGAUUUAAAGUAUGUGUUUCUUGGUCCUGAAGAAGGUAUUUUUCCUGUGGUAAUUUCCUCAAAGUUAAAUCAGAACGAUGAAGCCCAGUUGAUUGAAGUCUUAAAAAACAUCGAGGCACAAUUGGUUGGACAAUAG
Molecule: messenger RNA, 522 nt
Organism: Juglans microcarpa x Juglans regia
Lineage: Eukaryota; Viridiplantae; Streptophyta; Magnoliopsida; Fagales; Juglandaceae
Exons: 2
Coding region: 1-522 (173 amino acids)
Source: RefSeq, a predicted model, not a curated record